UCUUCCCUGCAGAUCAGCUCCCAGGACACAGAACUGAGCUCUAAUCUCUCUAAGAUCCUGCAUGGUCACUGUUUAAUCAAUAGUAAAUGAAUUAAUUAACCUUGUUCCUGCAACUGAAGGAUAUUAUUUCAGGCUACAGACAAGCUGAUCCUGCCCUAGAACACACGGAUCUGCAGUUAUGUGCUCAUAUUUGACUGCUUCAGGCUAAACAAGACAUUGCUGGCUAAACACAGCUAUCCAGGGCAUGUGACCUGAAAAGCCUGAAAUGCAGCACCCUCUGGGGAAAAAAAUGUUCAUGAAAAGUAAUGUACAAUUCCUCUGCUAAUAAGACCAGUCUGGACUCUACAAACAAUACACUUCAAGUACCAUUACUGUGCCAAAGCACAGACCUGCUCCAGAAAGAAUCUAUAUGAGAACUGAUCACUCUGUAUAUUCAGUGGGGGUUUUUAUUCCAGCUUCUUGAUUUACUCCUGAUAUUGAUUUGCGGAUUUCAAAAUGAUUGAUCUGAGCUUUUUAACGGAAGCUGAGCAGGAGGCUAUAUUAAAAGUACUCAACAGAGAUGCCGAGCUCAAGAAGGCUGAAGACGAGCGCAUUCGACACCUACAAAAUGUACUUGAAGAUGAAAAUGAGCUGAAAUAUAAAACUGGUGAAUGGUUUUAUGAAGCAAAAUCAAGGAGACACAGAGAAAAAAUUCAUGGAGCCGAUCUUGUCCGCGCGUCAAUUAGAAAAAGGAAAAAACCCGCCACUAUAGCAGAACUAAGUCAGAGCAAUAAGGACAAAUCAAGGAAGAGUUGGGUGAACAGUGUCAACAAAGACAUUUUUAUUCCUCCAGAGUUGUGCGGUGUGAUGGAAGAGCCGGAAGAGGAUUUUGAAGACCUAAAGCAAACUAAGGUGCAAUCUAAUCAAAGUUCGAAAAAGGUGAGCUUUUCGCCAGCACAAAAUAAGGAAAAUCUGAACAAUGGAACAGCAUCACCAGCAAAGAUAAGAAGAAAUCCGUUUAACUCUCCCUUGGAAGAGAUUGAAACAGAUGGGAAACACCAGCCACCUGAUAAUGGUCUUCCUAAACGUGACAUUUUAUCAUCAAUAAUUAAAUAUGGUGUGAAAUUGCCUUAUCCAGACACACAAGAAGCUACCCAAGACUCACGGACAACUGCUGAGUCCGAAAAUUCGAUAGUGCAGGUUCCAACGCCAAAGCCAAGAAUCAUGUCAUUAAAAAAAGUUAGCCAGCCACCAUAUGACUCGAGCACUUCUUUAAAAGAGCAUUCCAUUAAUAGCACAGGGAGACCAAAAGGUAUAUUAAAACGCUGGUCAAGUUCAAGCUCAACAGACUCUGAAACUGUGAGGAUAUCUCAGGGAGUUGACUCAAAUAGAAUUAUCUUCCCUGGUUCCCCUAUUCUUGAAUAUGAGACAAAUUUGUCUAAAGAUGGUAUUGAUCAAUCAUUAGAAAUCACAAAUGAACAAUCCAAACAAGUAAGGUUUGCAGCAAAUAUUAUGGAAAAGCCACCUUCUCCUAUUCUGGAGUCCUUCAGCGGCAGAGAAAUCGGAGAAUUUAGAAUAUUAGAACCAGUAAUACACCAAAACGAAUGGGAAGAUCCUGGAAUAGCCUCAUCUGAUGAUUCCACACAGUUGGAACAUUCUUCCUUUCCAAAUUCCGCUGAUUUCAGUGAGGACAGGUCUGAAGAAGUCCAUAGCCAUUCUACAAAUGUACAGAAAACCUCAAAUGUCCAUCCUAAUUUGAACGUGGAAAACGUGAUUGGCACUGCCAGCCCAAAAGGAGGUAGAACGAAUAACACGGAAAGAUUGUUAGAAGGACAAACCAAUGUGAUAAGCUUUACCUCUCAUACCAACAACUCUGAUCUGGAGCCAAUAUAUGCUGUGGUAAAUAAGUCUCAAAAGCAAUCUUCUCCAGACUUUGAAAAAGAAGACACUGAGAUGGAGCCAUUGGUAUUUGGCCAAGAGGGAAAGGAUAAGAACAUUGCAACUGGUGGACAACCACUUGAGUUUGGGAAAAGCUUUGGUGGCAGUGGAAAAAUACAUUUUAAUGCCAUUUAUCAGGAUCAAGAAUUUCAGACAGCAGAAGAUGUCAGUCAGAUAAGGCCUGCAUAUCCAGAAUCUUAUCACACUUUAGGCAAAGACUCUGAAGACAAGCCACCAUCUGAUGGUGAACAGGGCUAUGUUGAUUCUACUGGCUAUGUACCAGAUAACCAAAGUGAUGAAGAGCAAUAUAUUAAUAUGGCAUGGCGGAAACCUCAUAUAUUGGAAAAAAAUAUAUUCAAAAGAAAAUCCUCUGAAAAUAUUACGAAAGAUCAGAGAAUGUUGGCACCGAAACCUAAAGAAUUUCAAAGUGUCAGACAGAAUUCUAAUGUGGAACAGAGCAUAUUUGUAAACCAUGGUCAAGAUGGUCUUAAGGGUACCAUAGAAUAUUCACCAAGAGAGAGAAAAAUACAGAGUCCAUAUAAUUCUCUAGACAUAAAAAGUGUGCAUCAAGCCGAAGAGAAUAAGCCAGUUGACUUAAGUACUGCCUUGUUCUCACGCAAUGUUGCAAGGCCUAACUUAUCUAGUGAUGGCAGAGACAAUGUAAGUACAGCCUAUUUAAAGAAAGAAGAAUCACCAUCAUCAUAUAACUUUAAGAUCAUGUCUUUAAAAGAUCGCAUUAAUUCAGGUCCUAGUGAACAGAUUUUUAACCCAUCACAGUUUCAUAAUUUAAAAAGCUUCUGGAAUGUGGAAGAAAAAAAGAAGCCUGAAGAAGAAUCUACAAUUGAAAUUGUUACAGGUGUCCACAAAAAAUUACGUUCUGGGAAAUCUGGUAUUCAGCAAAGAAAUUCUACAGAGAAUGAUUCAGAUCCCCUAAAGCUAUCUAGCAGUUUUGAUAGUCUGUCUGAGGAAGAACAAACUUCUCAGAAAGUAGCUUCUUGGUUAGCACAGACCCCUUCAGCUCAUGAUGAACAACAAACAUAUGCAACAGAAGAACAAUUAUAUCCAGAAGAAGAAAUUGAUGAAAAUGUAACAAAAUCCAUAGCAACUCAAAAAUCAAAUGUGGGGGAAUUUAGUCGUGCUUUAGAAAAACUCAGAGAAGAAGCAUUACUGGUACCUAAUGUCACAGAACCAAAAAUAGUAGAUAUUAAUCAAGAUAUCAAGAUUUUGCCACAAGAGCACCCAGAUGUGCAUAAUGUUAAAUCUGUAAAAAUAAGGAACUCUGAAACUAGUGCUCUUGCAAAUAUGAAUACUGUUGAACAGGCAGAUAAUAAGGUUAAAUCAAGUGAUAGAUUUUUUGAACGUGUUAUGAAUAUUUCUCAUGGUCGUUCUUUAAAUGAAACACCCAGUACAUUUACUGAACCUGAUGACCAACCAAGAAACAGUAUCCAAGUUUUGGAUUGGAAAGAUCAAGCAAAAUAUGAUGUUCCAACAGUGCAAUUCAGGCAUGAUGAUAAUGCUGAUAUUGUUAACUCAGAACAAGAAUAUGCAUGUGAACAACCUAUAGAAAAAGAAUGUGCUCCAACAAAUAAUGCUAACAUUGCAUUUAAAUUUGGCAUUGAUAAACUUAUGAAAGAAUAUGAAUCUACUGAACCUAUUGACCAACCAAGAAGCAGUAUCCAAGUUUUGGACUGGAAAGAUCAAGCAAAAUUUGAUGUUCCAACAGUGCACAUCAGGCAUGAUGCUAAUGUUGAUAUGGUUAACUCAGAACAAGAAUAUGCAUGUGAAGAACCUAUAGAAAAAGAAUGUGCUCCAACAAAUAAUGCUAACAUUGCAUUUAAAUUUGGCAUUGAUAAACUUAUGAAAGAAUAUGAAUCUGUUAAAAUGGAAGACAACUCAAUGUACAAAACCUCUCCUGAGGAGCAACCUAAAGAAUACCAAACAAAAGAGUCUAACUCACAUGAAAACAACAUGAUUGAGGAGGAAGUCAUAGAGAAGACUGUUGUUCCUGCAAAAAAAGAGCUUUGUGAGUUUAUAACUGCAUUGAGUAAAUUAGAAAUUGAAGCUUCUCAACCAACUCACAUCCCAGAAGAUAGCACUAGCAUAGAGCAAGGUCUUCCUUUUGAAAACACAAGAAAAGAACCAAACUUUUUGGUAGAACCGUCCAUCAUAAGGGAUAACGAUAGCAAGAGUUAUCAAAUGAUAUCUCAUAAAGACAAAACAGAGCUUAAUGUUAGAGCUUUAAUAAAAAGUGCUAGUAAUUCAAGCCUUGAGAUAGAGACACCAGAUGGAGAGUAUAAGCUAAUAAAAAGAAAAUCAUCAAAUGAAGAUGGAAUAGGUUUUGUAGACACAAAGGCUAUUUCCCCAGUACAAGAAGCCAUAGAAAAAUCUGUUGGUGAAACAAGAGAGGAAAAAUACAGUUUAAUACAGUUGCAGGAAGAAAUCCUUCCAAAUUACAACAAAUCUCUUACAACUGAGGAUGCAGAAGAGCUAGAAGAUCAAGAAAAAGAUGGCAACGUUAAUGUUUAUAACAUUCCGUAUAGUAGGAUGCACAUUUUCAAAAAGAUUUACUCUGAUAUUGAUGAACAACCAUCUAAUCAUAAUGAAAGUCAAGUUGAAGAACAAAUCAAAACCGAGGAAACACAAAGAAAUAAGGUUCCUUUUGAACAAUCACCAGAAGCAAAGGCAUCGAUUAUUCCAUUAAAAGAUGCUCACAAGUUCUCAGCUGCUCGCUUUAAAAGCCCUCCCAAAAUUGCUGCCUAUCAUCAGUCUGGCUCUUAUACAGCAAAUACAGGAAAUGUAUUAUAUAAGCAGCCAGAAACUGAUGUUCCUGAACUUCCCAAACCUGACUUCGUAGAAAUUAAUCAAGGUUCUGAAGAAUUUAACCCUGUGCUGAAUGCAUUGCAAAGGAUUACAGUUAAACCAAUUUAUGUGAGAGGUGUGCAGGAAAUGUCCCCAGCAAAUUCAAAUCAAGAAAGAACAAAAGAAGAUGUAGAUCUUAGUGACCAAGAGGUUCCCACAGAGGAUUCACAAGUGAGGAGCCAAUUUUCAAAUCCUGAAAAACUCAAGAGGCUAAGCCAGUCUGUUCCUGCAUUUCUUGAAGAGACUGAUGGCAGAGAGACAGAUUCAGCAUCAGAAAGCAGUUUUCAGAUUGGCAGACACAGGAAGAGCCCAAGCUCUCUAACCAAUCUUAGCAGUUCCUCUGGCAUGGCAUCGUUGUCUUCUGUGAGCGGCAGUGUGAUGAGUGUGUAUAGUGGAGAUUUUGGUAAUGUUGACGUAAAAGGAAAUAUACAGUUUGCCAUUGAUUAUGUGGAGCAGUUGCGGGAAUUUCACAUUUUUGUUGCCCAGUGCAAAGACUUGGCAGUAGCAGAUCUAAGGAAACUGCGUUCUGACCCGUACGUUAAAAGUUAUUUACUCCCAGACAAAGCAAAAAUGGGUAAAAGAAAAACGGCUGUUCGCAAAAAGACUGUGAAUCCCAGCUACAAUGAAAUAUUACGGUAUAAAAUUGAAAAGCAAAAUCUUCUUAAUCAAACGCUUAACCUCUCUGUCUGGCAUAAUGAUGCUCUUGGCCGGAAUAGUUUCCUAGGUGAAGUUGAUUUAAAUUUGGCGACAUGGGAUUGGAGCAACAAACAAAUGAACUGGUAUCCACUUCAGCCAAGAACACCUGCAUCUGGUAUUGGAUUAGAGAACAGAGGAGAGAUGAAAUUGGCUCUGAAGUAUAUCCCAGAGGUGUCACCAGGCACAAAGGUCCCUGUUACUGGUGAAGUGCACAUCUGGAUCAAGGAAUGUUAUCAGCUACCAAUGCUUAGAGGAAACAAAAUCAACUCUUUUGUUAAAUGUACAAUACUUCCUGACACAAGCAGGAAAAGUCGCCAGAAAACACGGACUGUGGACAGAACACCAAAUCCAGUUUUCAAUCAUACAAUGGUUUAUGAUGGCUUCAGAUACGAUGAUUUGGGAGAGGCUUGCGUGGAGCUUACUGUUUGGGACCACAACCGAUUGUCCAACCACUUUUUGGGAGGCUUACGACUGGGCCUUGGCACAGGUAAGAGUUAUGGUACAGCUGUAGACUGGAUGGAUUCCAGCAUUGAGGAAUCGACAAUGUGGGAAAGUAUGAUCAAGGCACCGGAUACGUGGAUUGAAGGCCUGGUGCCGCUUAGAAUGCUUCGUAUGGCAAAACUAACUAAAUAAAAGCAGAAGAGUGUUGUAUGUUCAAGCAUGUGUGUUUGAAGGUGCACAUGCUUUCUUAUUAUAUGUAUAGCUAUUGUAUAAAGUACUCUUCACCUCCAACUCAAAUCCAAACCUGUAAAGUACAGCCCUAGAUUCGAAAUUUAGAAAUGACUUUGUGUCAACAAAAUAAGAUGUCCGCCUUUUUUUGUGAUGAUAUGAUAACAAAAUGUGUUCAGUAGCAGUGAACUGUUUUCAUAAACACAAAUUUAGAUAUUUUUUUACGCAGUCAUACUUAAGGCAGCAGAGAUACUUUUUUUUGGUUUCACAUAUGUUGCUUUAUGAACAUUUGUUCUUGUCUCACGUAUAUUGGUAUUUAGACUCUGGCAUUUUAACACAAAUCUGUAUCAAACCUCUCUUGCGGUCUGUGGUUUUACUGCAAAAAGUAAAAAUGAAUCUUUAUUAUUAAAUGUAAUAUUAUUAAAUGUUUUUUUUUUAUUUUACAAAGAGUAUAGCAUGACAGAGGUUUUGCUUUUGAUGGGUUAAUGAAAGCUAAGAAAUCUACAAACUUAUCUAGUAUUUACAUUAAGUACUAUUUGGUGUAUUUUUGUUAAAAUAAAUCUGAACAUAUUAUGUACUUUCAUCACAGGUUCUGUAUAAAGAUAAAUAUUAAAUAUAAGAAAGUACAUUUUAGAAUAAAUAUGUAAAUAUGUGGUAAUUAAAUAAAAAUAAUUUACAUUAACAAAAAA
Bombina bombina (fire-bellied toad) is the source of this 6830-nucleotide messenger RNA. It is a transcript of the gene SYTL2, whose product is annotated as synaptotagmin like 2. Gene Ontology annotation, biological process: intracellular protein transport; exocytosis. The record is from RefSeq and is a predicted model, not a curated record. Gene Ontology annotation, molecular function: small GTPase binding; neurexin family protein binding. The coding region runs from base 496 to 6105 and encodes 1869 amino acids. The transcript is spliced from 21 exons. Gene Ontology annotation, cellular component: plasma membrane; exocytic vesicle. Lineage: Eukaryota; Metazoa; Chordata; Amphibia; Anura; Bombinatoridae.